GAAGCUAAGAUGCAGAGAUUGGGUUGCGCCUAGCCCAGAGUUGCUCUGUCUUUUUCUUUCUUUCUUUCAUUUUCUCAUAUUAUCGUUACAGUUGUUGUAAUAAUCUUGAUUUACAGAACUUUUCUUCUUCUUUCUUUCGAUUUGAUAUAUUAUAUAGGGUUAUUAGCAAUCGUGGUGCUGCUUCUCGAUUCAGAUAGAUCAAACCUCCAAAUUAGGGUUUCCUCCCAACCCACUUCUUCUAUUGUAAAACCAUGUCUUUUCUUUAUCUUCAAUCUUGAUCUUGAUCUAUCCAUCUACAUCUAUUUCUUUCUAUUCAUACAUACCAGAUCAGGGGUUGUAUUAUUUUCGUACUAAUUUAAUCAAAGGGAUCAUCAAUACUAGUUCAACAACUGACCAACAUGGACAAGAAGAAGGUUGCGCCUCCGCUCGUCUGCCAUGGACAUUCUCGUCCCGUUGUCGAUUUGUUCUAUAGUCCAACUACGCCUGAUGGAUUCUUUCUUAUCAGUGCCAGCAAGGAUUCUACUCCCAUGUUAAGAAAUGGUGAGACUGGAGACUGGGUAGGAACAUUUGAAGGGCAUAAAGGUGCUGUUUGGAGCUGCUGUCUUGAUAGAAAUGCUUUACGUGCAGCAUCCGGUUCUGCUGAUUUUUCUGCGAAACUUUGGGAUGCAUUGUCUGGAGAUGAAUUGCACUCUUUUGAACACAAACACAUUGUUCGGACUUGUGCAUUUUCUGAGGAUACUAAUUUUCUACUUACUGGGGGUAUGGAAAAAUUACUUCGAAUCUUUGAUUUAAACCGUCCUGAUGCACCUCCAAGAGAAGUUGGUUAUUCUCCUGGCUCUGUUCGAACUGUCGAGUGGCUUCACAGUGACCAGACUAUAAUGACAUCAUGCACUGAUAUUCCGGGUGCAAGGCUGUGGGAUUUGAGGAGCGGACAAAUUGUCCAAACACUUGAGACGACUUCACCUGUUACCAGUGCAGAAGUAAGCCAGGAUGGCCGCUAUAUAACCACUGCAGAUGGGUCCACAGUCAAAUUUUGGGAUGCCAAUCAUUUUGGAUUAGUGAAGAGCUACAACAUGCCUUGCAAUGUUGAAUCUGCAUCAUUGGAACCGAAGUAUGGUAAUAAGUUCAUUGCAGGAGGUGAAGAUAUGUGGGUUCACAUUUUCGACUUCCUUACCGGGGAAGAGAUUGGUUGUAACAAGGGUCACCAUGGUCCUGUUCACUGUGUAAGAUUCUCACCCGAAGGGGAAUCAUAUGCUUCAGGAUCUGAAGAUGGGACCAUAAGGAUAUGGCAGACGGGGCCCUUGAUGACGACGAAGAACAAUGAGAAUGACAUGUCAGCAGUGGGGGUGGUGAAUGGGAAAUUGAUUGUGGGAGUUGAUGAUCUCACCCUACAAAGUUGAUGCUUUUUUAGAUGACAGUAAAUUGUAUGGAUUUGGAUUUUUCUGAUUGUCUCUCUAUUGGCACGAAAAAUUAUGGUCGUGUUUCUUCCUUACUUGAAUACAUAGGUACAAAAAAAUCAAGUGGGGAUUAGUGGGAGUGAUUAAGGGGUCUUGUUUCUUUGUUGUUUUGUUCUGUUAUUCACUUUCUCUAUAACUUUUUUCUUCAAAAAAAAAUAUUGUUGUUGAGGCUGAACUUUGAUGAACUUUGAUGAAUCAACAAGGAAGGGGUCUAUUGCAUGUGGUUGUGUUAGUUUUCA
Impatiens glandulifera is the source of this 1696-nucleotide messenger RNA. Its product is annotated as serine-threonine kinase receptor-associated protein-like. Gene Ontology annotation, biological process: spliceosomal snRNP assembly. Gene Ontology annotation, molecular function: RNA binding; protein binding. NCBI's taxonomy places the organism in Eukaryota, Viridiplantae, Streptophyta, Magnoliopsida, Ericales, Balsaminaceae. The transcript is spliced from 7 exons. Gene Ontology annotation, cellular component: SMN complex. Bases 399 to 1400 code for a protein of 333 amino acids. The record is from RefSeq and is a predicted model, not a curated record.